GUGGCGUUGCCGCACCGGAUGUGGGGCGGGGCCUGCCCCAAGAGAGCUUCCUAAAGCGAGAGAACCAAGCCGGCGCGUCUUGCAAUGGAGACGGUCAUUUCUUCAGAUAGCUCCCCAGCUGUGGAAAAUGAGCAUCCUCAAGAGACCCCAGAAUCCGACAAUAGCGUGUAUACUUCCUUCAUGAAGUCUCAUCGCUGCUAUGACCUGAUUCCCACAAGCUCCAAAUUGGUUGUAUUUGAUACAUCCCUGCAGGUGAAGAAAGCUUUCUUUGCUUUGGUGACUAACGGUGUACGGGCUGCCCCUUUAUGGGAUAGUAAGAAGCAAAGUUUUGUGGGUAUGCUGACCAUCACUGAUUUCAUCAAUAUUCUGCACCGCUACUAUAAAUCAGCCUUGGUACAGAUCUAUGAGCUAGAAGAACACAAGAUAGAAACUUGGAGAGAGGUGUACCUCCAGGACUCCUUUAAACCGCUUGUCUGCAUUUCUCCUAAUGCCAGCUUGUUUGAUGCUGUCUCUUCAUUAAUUCGGAACAAGAUCCACAGGCUGCCAGUUAUUGACCCAGAAUCGGGCAAUACUUUGUAUAUCCUCACCCACAAACGCAUUCUGAAGUUUCUCAAAUUAUUCAUCACUGAAUUUCCCAAGCCAGAGUUCAUGUCCAAGUCUCUGGAAGAGCUACAGAUUGGCACCUAUGCCAAUAUUGCUAUGGUUCGCACUACCACCCCUGUCUAUGUGGCUCUGGGCAUCUUUGUACAGCAUCGAGUCUCAGCCCUGCCAGUGGUGGAUGAGAAGGGGCGUGUGGUGGACAUCUACUCCAAGUUUGAUGUGAUCAAUCUGGCAGCAGAAAAGACCUACAACAACCUAGAUGUGUCUGUGACUAAAGCCCUGCAACAUCGAUCACAUUACUUUGAGGGUGUUCUCAAGUGCUACCUGCAUGAGACUCUGGAGACUAUCAUCAACAGGCUAGUGGAAGCAGAGGUUCACCGACUUGUAGUGGUGGAUGAAAAUGAUGUGGUCAAGGGAAUUGUUUCACUGUCUGACAUCCUGCAGGCCCUGGUGCUCACAGGUGGAGAGAAGAAGCUCUGAGCUCGGGAAGGGGUCAGGCAGCACCAAGGCAUACGCCCAACUCAUUGUCUGCUGGAAGCUCUGUGGGGAUCAGAUGAAACUUGGGGGAAUUGUGACUCUGUUCCCUGCUCAGGGCCCCCUGCCCUUCUAUUUGGGAGCUAGAGAAGGUAUAGGGGGAGGAAGGAGAAUGGUUUUAUAGCUACCCUUACCCUCACACAUACACUUGAAAAAACUUUCAGACUCGCCAAUUCUAGCCCCUGUCCUCUUAGAUGUAGCCCCCUUUCUGGGUGAACUGUAGGCUCUGUGUCUCUCAGACAAAUUCUGAUCUCUAAGAGAUCCCCAGACCUCACUUGCCUCUGCCUCUAUCUCGGCCCUGUUUCAACCCUAAGAUAAUAGCACAACAAAAUUCUUCAUAAAGAUAUUUUUAUUUACCUGUUCCAUGCUAUAUGGAGGAGGCCAAGUCCAUUUAGUGACAUUUCUUCCCAUAAUGUCAGUGGGGAGGACUGUGGGGAGGAGGGCCUUUGGGUUCCUGUGCUGUGUGCAUAUGAAGGGAGAUGGGGUUGGGUGGAGGAGGAGGGCAGUGUGGUUAGCUAAGGUUAUUGCUUUUUAUGGCAAGUCUAAUUAAAUGACAGCAAUCUCUUCAUGGUA
Molecule: messenger RNA, 1707 nt
Organism: Sapajus apella (tufted capuchin)
Lineage: Eukaryota; Metazoa; Chordata; Mammalia; Primates; Cebidae
Gene: PRKAG1
Product: protein kinase AMP-activated non-catalytic subunit gamma 1
Exons: 12
Coding region: 85-1080 (331 amino acids)
Source: RefSeq, a predicted model, not a curated record